Molecule: messenger RNA, 981 nt
Organism: Talpa occidentalis (Iberian mole)
Lineage: Eukaryota; Metazoa; Chordata; Mammalia; Eulipotyphla; Talpidae
Product: olfactory receptor 10AG1-like
Exons: 1
Coding region: 1-981 (326 amino acids)
Biological process (GO): G protein-coupled receptor signaling pathway
Cellular component (GO): membrane
Molecular function (GO): olfactory receptor activity; G protein-coupled receptor activity
Source: RefSeq, a predicted model, not a curated record
AUGCAGCCAAGAAAUGUAAAUCCACAGAGAGAAAGCAAUUUGAAAAUUACAGAAACAAAUCUCACCACAAUAAGAGAGUUUGUUCUCUUGGGCUUCUCUGAAAUUCCCAGAUUCCACUGGUAUCUUUUUGGGGUAUUCUUAGUCAUCUAUGUGAUUAUCCUUUUGGGAAAUGGUGUCAUAAUUCUUAUAACAAAAGUAGAUCACACACUUCAGACCCCCAUGUAUUUUUUUCUUAGAAAUUUAUCCUUCCUAGAAAUCUGCUAUGUCUCUGUCACUCUUCCAAGAAUGCUCAUGGACCUUUGGACCCAGAAAGGAGCUAUUUCUAUUUCUGCCUGCGCUACACAAAUGUGCUUCUUUCUUAUACUGGGGGCCACCGAGUGCUUCCUGCUGGCCGUGAUGUCCUAUGACCGCUAUGUGGCCAUUUGUAACCCUCUGCACUACCCUCUGGUCAUGAACCACAAGAUGUGUGUCCAGCUGGUAGCUGCUUCCUGGGCCAUUGUAACUCCAGUCCAGAUAGGUCAAACAUGCCAGAUUUUCCUUCUGCCUUUUUGUGGUUCUAAUCUAAUCAAGCACUUCUUCUGUGACAUUCCCCCCAUUCUCAAGCUAGCUUGUGGGGACAUCUUCAUAAAUGAGAUAAUGAUCUAUAUAUUUUCUGUACUGUUUGUCCCUGUUCCUUUUCUGUUGAUCCUCAGGUCCUAUAGCAGAAUUAUUUCCACCAUCCUGAAGUUGCCAUCAACUACAGGACGGGCCAAAGCCUUCUCCACUUGCUCCUCUCACCUAAUCGUUGUAAUUUUAUUCUAUGGAACUGCCACCAUCACCUAUUUAAAACCUAAGUCCAAUCAGUAUGAAGGAAUGCAAAAACUGUUCUCUCUUUUCUAUACUAUAUUGACCCCAAUGUUCAAUCCUCUGAUAUACAGUCUGCGAAACAAAGAUGUUUUAGAGGCUCUACGGAAAUUGCUUCCCAAAAUGUCAGCAUUGUGA